Loxodonta africana (African savanna elephant) is the source of this 3601-nucleotide messenger RNA. RefSeq names its product olfactory receptor 1J21-like. The transcript is spliced from 2 exons. Gene Ontology annotation, molecular function: G protein-coupled receptor activity; olfactory receptor activity. Gene Ontology annotation, cellular component: plasma membrane. Gene Ontology annotation, biological process: G protein-coupled receptor signaling pathway. The record is from RefSeq and is a predicted model, not a curated record. Lineage: Eukaryota; Metazoa; Chordata; Mammalia; Proboscidea; Elephantidae. The coding region runs from base 1455 to 2951 and encodes 498 amino acids.
UCAAGCUAGGAGAAUUUGUAUUUACUGGAUUCAUUGGUUAAUACCCAACGUGAACGGUGGGUUCUUUAAUGAGGCACCCGUCAGCCCCUCAAAGUGAAAGACCUUGAUAUCUAUUAGGAGUCUUUAUAUAUUACAUGAGUUCUGUUUUGUAGUAGACACCUGUACCCAUUGCUCUCAAGUUGAUUUCAACUCACAGCGACCCUGUAGGAAAGAGAACGGUCGCACAGGGUUUUCAAGAGUGGCUGGUGCGUUCAUACUGCCGACCUUUUGGUGAGCAGCCAAACACUUAACCGCUGCACCACCAGGGCUCCACAGUAGACAUAGUCAUCAUAAUUCUUUAUUCUCAUUAUUGUGUCAGUGUUUAUAAGGACUGGACUAAGACUAACUAAUCUGAACACGAGUUCUAAAUGAGAAAAAUAUCAGGUAUGUGUCAGUAUCAUAAAGCUAGGUUAUGAUCAAUUUAAAAUGAGAAGGUGCUAUUGGUAAACUGACUUAGACAAGCAAUUACAAAGCGCUUCUUCUUGGACAGUUAAGGGAUGUGACUGGAAAAAUCAGUAUCUUUUAUGCUGUGAAACUUGAAUGAAAAUGAUCUGGUUUGAAUUGAGGAAAUAAUUCAGGCCAGAACGUGGGAGAAAAACUGGUCUUUACUCUUUCCUUUCAAAAACUCCUUUAGAGACAAUGAUGGUGGAUUGAAAUUGAGGAAUGGGAAGGAAUUUUGUAGAAGGAAGGACUGACAUACAAGGUAUGUCACCAGAUCUUUUGUUAUUGAGCUAGAUUCCAGUCCUUAAUGACCUUACCUUGGCUAGUUACUUAUGAUGUUUCUCAGCAAGUAUCCCAAUUCUAAUUUCUGUGAAAUUCAGAGACCCCACUUGGUUUCUUAUCUUGAUUCAACUCACGGGAUCCAAACAUUAGCCAAAUACUGUGUGAGACGAGUAGGUAGGAUCACAAGAGAGCAACAGAGCAAUUGGAGGGCCUGUAAUAGUCUUUCUAAAAACUGAUUACUGACCUAGCCUUGCACCUUAGUUUCUUAAUCUCAGAUUUCUGUUAUAAACUGAUGAACUUCUCAAGUUUAAAUGUGGUCUGAUCCAAUAAAUCAUUCUGAUAUUUCAUGGUUCCCCCAAAAGGGUUUUGUUGUUUUCUAGAUGGACACAUCAUAAACUGAGAUCAGACCAUUUCUACUCCCCAAACCAAAAAGUAAAAACCAAACCCAUUGCUGUCAAGUCAAUUCUGAUUCAUAGAGACCCCGUAGGACAGAGUAGAACAGCCCCAUAAGGUUUCCAGGGAGGGGCUGGUGGGUUCAAACUGCCAACCUUUUAGUUAGCAGUCAAGCUCUUAACCACUGUGUCACUAGGGCUUCAUUACUACUCUGCUACCUGUGAAAAGUGCAUGAGAUAUUAGAUAAAGUUUCACAUACUGAUUAGUUCAAAAAUAUCUUCUAAUUAUUUGACAUCAGAAUGAUUUCUUAUUCUUUCACAUUUCCACAUGUCUUUUCAUCUACAGCAGAAGAGAACUGGAUGAAGAGGGAUAAUCAGAGCAGUGUGUCUGAAUUCCUCCUCCUAGGGCUCCCCAUCAGGCCGGAGCAGCAGGGCAUGUUCUUCGUCCUGUUCCUGGUCAUGUACCUCACCACCAUGUUGGGGAACCUAUUCAUUGUUCUGCUUAUCAGACUGGACUCUUGCCUCCACACCCCCAUGUACUUCUUCCUCAGCCACUUGGCCCUCACUGACAUCUCUUUCUCAUCAGUCACAGCACCAAAGAUGUUGUUGAACAUGCAGACACAAAGUCAAUCUAUCUCAUAUGCUGGGUGCAUUUCUCAGGUCUAUUUUUCCAUCUUCUUUUUUGAUAUCGACAGCUUCCUUCUCACUUCAAUGGCCUAUGACAGGUAUGUGGCUAUUUGUCACCCCCUCCACUAUACCACCAUCAUGAGUCGGAGCCUGUGUUUCAUGCUAGUAUUUGUGUCCUGGGUCUUAUCCUUUGCCAGUGCUCUAUUGCACACCUUGCUCCUGGCCCGUUUGAUGAAGAGAGAUAAUCAGAGCAGUGUGUCUGAAUUCCUCCUCUUAGGGCUCCCCAUCAGGCCGGAGCAGCAGGGAAUGUUCUUUGCCCUGUUCCUCGGCAUGUACCUCACCACGGUGCUGGGGAACCUGCUCAUCAUCCUGCUCAUCAGGCUGGACUCUCGCCUCCACACCCCCAUGUACUUCUUCCUCAGCCACUUAGCCAUCACUGACAUCUUUUUCUCAUCAGUCACAGCCCCAAAGGUGCUGAUGAACAUGCAAACACAGAGUCAAUCCAUCUCAUACGCUGGGUGCAUUUCUCAGGUCUAUUUUUCCAUACUCUUUGCUGAUAUUGACAGCUUCCUUCUCACCUCAAUGGCCUAUGACAGGUACGUGGCCAUUUGUCACUCCCUCCACUAUACCACCAUCAUGAGUCAAAGCCUGUGUUUCUUGCUAGUAAUUGUGUCCUGGGUUUUAUCCUUUGCCAGUGCUCUGUUACACACCCUGCUCCUGGCCCAUCUUUCCUUCUGUGGAGACAACAUUCUCCCCCACUUCUUCUGUGACAUCUCUGCCUUACUUAAGCUGUCCAGCUCAGACACCACAACAAAUGAGCUGGUUAUUCUUACUGUAGGGGGGUUGGUCAUUAUCCUUCCAUUCAUAUGCAUCCUGGUCUCUUAUGGCCACAUUGGGUCCACCAUCCUGAGAAUUCCCUCCACCAAGGGAAUCUGCAAAACCUUGUCCACUUGUGGCUCCCACCUCUCUGUCGUGUCUCUGUACUAUGGGGCAAUUAUUGGAUUGUACAUUUUCCCCUCAUCCAGUGACUCCAAUGGCAAGGAUGUCAUUGUGGCUGUAUUGUACACUCUGGUCACUCCCAUGCUUAAUCCUUUUAUCUACAGUCUGAGAAAUCGGGACAUUAAAGGAGCUAUGGGAAAUAUACUCAGUAGAGGAAAGUUUUCACUAUAAUGUAUGCUGAAUCUAGGCUGGUGUUGUGGCUUGUUUGUUCAAUAAGAUAUUGGCAAAAAUAAAAAUAAAAACUUAAAAAAACACUGCAUAUGAUGUCUUGCUAUUGAGACCCCGAGACCAUGGUUUUAAGAAACACAGGUUAGUCUACUGGAGAAUGAAAGACGAGAAAAGAGAGGCUUCAGCUGUCCCAAACAUCCUGGCAUAUCCAGAGAGGCCCUCUGGUAUAAGUGAGACUUUCUAGAACAUUCAGUCACAGACAAUCCAGCCCAGUAGAGUACUGCUCAGCUGAUCCAUAGAAGUGUGAGCAAAUAAAAUGAUUGUUUUAAGCCAGUAUGUUUUGGUUUCGUUUCUUUCACAAAGUUAGCUGACACAUUUCUCAUAUUCCUGAGGCAUUCACAAUCUUUGUCCAUUGUGACAACUUCUUAUCCAUUGUCUAGUUAGUGUUUUCCCCUCCCCACUCUUCCCAUCCCUCCUAACCAUCAAAGAUUGUUUCUUUGUGUAAACCUUUUCAGGAGUUUUUAUAAUAGUGGUCUCAUACAGUAUUUGUUUUUUUUUGUGAUUGACUUAUUUCACUCAGCCUAAUGCCCUCCAGAUUCAUCCAUGAUGUGAGGUCUUCACAGAUUCAUCGUUGUUCUUUAUUGUUUCAUAGU